AUGUAAGCAGGCGAAUAAGUGCGCACAAGAUUUGCGGUAUCAUUUUAUCAUGUCCUUAUGAGGACAGUCGACUUAUCUUGGAGAUAACAGGGUAUAUGAUACUUGACGCACGUACGAUAUUUCAUGAGAUUGAAAAGUAGAUGUGGCUCUUGGUGAGUUAAAGAAAGGUUAAGCCCGCUUAUCUCCUCGGUAGGUUUCACCUAAUCUGCGUUUUAUUACGUUUUGAAGUGCAUCUAAAUACAGAAAAGGCAUUUUUGUGCACGUCUCAAGAAGUACAGACCUACACAAAGGCGAUAAGAUACACUGAUAAAAUCACGACAAUGGCUGACGCAUCAAACGCACCCUUGACACAAUCCUUGGCCAAUAAAGCUGAUAACGUAGAUUUCUUUCGCGAUCUUGUUUUGAACGAUGAUCUUGCAGAAAACAAAUGGCCCAAAGAAAUUGAUCAGUUCAAAACUGCCGAAAAACCCUCGCUUAUGACUCAAGCUAUGUCCAAAGAGCUAUUUGAUAAGCUAAAAGACCAGAAAUCUGACAGCGGAUGGACCAUUGCGCGGGCCAUUAACACCGGAGUCUGUUAUCCAUCCUCUUUCGUCGGAUGCCAUGCCGGAGAUCUUGAGUCCUACCACCUUUUUAAAGAGUUCUACUACCCUGUCAUUGAAAAAUAUCACGUUGGGUACAAACUGGACGGCACGAUGAAACAUUCAACCGAUAUGGAUCCUGCAAAAAUUGAAGUAGCGUUGUCAGAGGUUGCCAAAAAGUUGAUAGUAUCUACUAGGAUACGCUGCGCAAGAAAUUUAGCGAUGUUUCCAUUGAAUACAGCAGGAACGAAAGAAACAAGGAUGAAAAUUGCGGAAUUGAUGGAGAACGUUUUCAAUGAGAUCGCCCGUGAUGAAAGCACGAAGGAUCUCGCUGGAAAAUUUCUCCGCCAUUCAACGAUGACGGCGGAGGAAGAGGAGCAGCUUAUUCAAGAUCACUUUCUGUUUAAAGGCAAAGACAAGAUGCAAGCCGCUUCGGGCUACCAUCGGUUUUGGCCACAUGGACGCGGUAUAUUCGUUUCCCAUGACAAGAAGUUUCUGGUAUGGGUUAACGAAGGCGACCAUUUGAGAAUCAUUAGCAUGGAAUCUGGCGGUGACGUAAAAGCCGUAUUUGAAAGAUUCAACCGAGCUGUUACCACAAUCGAACGCUUGCUGAAGAAGCUGACAAACAAGGACACAGUAUUCAUGAGCGAUCCGAUGCUCGGCAUGAUAACGUGCUGCCCUAGCAACCUCGGCACAGGUCUCCGAGCCUCUGUCCAUUGUCUUGUGCCCAAACUCAUCAAGAAGAUUGGCUUUGAAAAGAUUGAUGAUAUAGCAAGAUCCAUCCAAUGUCAGGCCCGAGGUACGAGCGGUGAACACUCCCAAGUUAUCGAUAGAGUGGAUGUUUCCAAUUGGAGAAGGCUUGGCUUUACUGAGUACGAGCUGAUACAAGACAUGAUUCGAUGCAUCAACAAGCUCGCUGACAUGGAGGGUGAAGUUUCAGAGUAAAGCACCACAACAUCAAAAUGAGCUUGUUUCAUUUUAUCAACAAGUUCGCUGAUGACAAUUCUGAGUAAAAAAAAAACAAAUGAACUUGAUCGAAUGCACAACCGUAACCACAACAAAGCCAAAAAUAAACUUGCUUCUCAUCAACAAAUUAGAUGAUAUUGAGGAUGAAGUUUCUGAGUAAAAAAAAACAACAAAACCCAAAUGAACUUGAUCGAAUGCACAACCGCAACCACAACAAAGCCAAAAAUAAACUUGCCUCUCAUCAACAAAUUAGAUGAUAUUGAGGAUGAAGUUUUUGAGUAAAAACUCAAAAAUAAACAGCAAAGACACAUGACAAAACACAGGUGUUUGUUAAGGAAAAAGCCACAACUACCCUACGCAUAAUACCAGUAUAGUCUGGUUACCUUUUGUUUGACUCUUUAUUGGAUGCAUAUCGUUAAUAUUUGCUUAUUGUUUUGGUGACUGCAUAUUAUAUAUAUUGUUAUGGUUCUUGCUUACCUUUAUUGUGUGUUUUAAUAUAGGUUUUUGUUUAUGAAACUGCCACAAACAGCCCAUGCAUAAUAUCAAUAUAGCCCGGUUACGCUUUGUAUGAAUUUUUAUUGGAUGCAUAUCGUUAAUAUUUUAUUGUUUUGGUGCCUGCAUAUACAUUUUGUUAUGGUUUUCGCUUACCUUUAUUGUUUGUUUUAAAGUAUUUAUUUACAUGUAUUUAUUUAGGUUUACAUUGAUUGAUUUAACGCCGAUGGGUGAUAAAAGGUCACCAUUCCGUGCCUUCAAAAUGUAAAUUGCAUGCAGAUAACACGGGACCAACUGUCUGUGAUUUAUUCAGGAUUUAAAACUAAACACUUUAUUUUUGUCUUUUGAAAUAAAUUGUGAUGUGUU
Mya arenaria is the source of this 2402-nucleotide messenger RNA. Its product is annotated as arginine kinase-like. Gene Ontology annotation, biological process: phosphocreatine biosynthetic process. The coding region runs from base 321 to 1523 and encodes 400 amino acids. Gene Ontology annotation, molecular function: creatine kinase activity. The transcript is spliced from 2 exons. The record is from RefSeq and is a predicted model, not a curated record. Lineage: Eukaryota; Metazoa; Mollusca; Bivalvia; Myida; Myidae.